AUGCAGAAGAUGACUAUAUUUGCUUUGUCCAGUCACAACUUCUUGCCUGGUGCUAGCACCGACAGGGCGCCAUCUUUCGCUGGCAUUCGGCCUCCCUCUUCCCUAGCUGCUAGAACCUCGACGCAGCAGCCGCAGCGGCAGCUGGCACGCAUGUCGACACGUUCACAGAGCCGCCAAGGGCAGCGCACCAAAGAGAAUGACUCGGUAACUCCUACCGAGUCCGCUAGCCGUGGUUAG
Chaetomium globosum CBS 148.51 is the source of this 237-nucleotide messenger RNA. RefSeq lists its product as uncharacterized. Bases 1 to 237 code for a protein of 78 amino acids. The record is from RefSeq and is a predicted model, not a curated record. Lineage: Eukaryota; Fungi; Ascomycota; Sordariomycetes; Sordariales; Chaetomiaceae. The transcript is spliced from 2 exons.